Molecule: messenger RNA, 1333 nt
Organism: Megalobrama amblycephala (Wuchang bream)
Lineage: Eukaryota; Metazoa; Chordata; Actinopteri; Cypriniformes; Xenocyprididae
Product: C-type mannose receptor 2-like
Exons: 5
Coding region: 113-1216 (367 amino acids)
Source: RefSeq, a predicted model, not a curated record
ACACAAAUGAUGUGAUGACGAAUGAGGGAUGAGAGCAGAUAUAAUGAUCACACUGUUUAAAGCUGCAGACAGAAACAUCAGACUCAGGACAGAAACACACGACCUCUAAAAAAUGGAGCAAACUCUAUAUUUCAUUCUUCUUCUCAUUGCUCUCUGCUCCGUAUCUGAAUGUGUUCAGCGUCAGUAUCACUUUAUAAACGUGAACAAGACCUGGACUGAAGCUCAGAGAUACUGCAGAGAGAAUUACACAGAUCUGGCCACCGUUGACAACAUGAACGACAUGAACGAGCUGAGGAAGAGUGUGAAUAAUGAACGUAUCUGGAUUGGGCUGCAGAGGACGGGUGUUGGUAAAUGGCAGUGGUCUUCAGGUGAUCCUGCGCUCUAUCUGAACUGGGCUCCUACACAACCUGAUAAUGGAGAAGAGAGGUGUGCUGUGAUGAUGAAUGGACAAUGGGGAGAUUGCACAUGUAGUAACAGCUUCACUUUCAUCUGCAGUUCAUCUAACAACAUGAACACAGGACUCGUCUUUGUCAAUCAGAUGAAGAAUUGGAGAGAAGCUCAGAGUUACUGCAGACAGAAACACAUUGAUCUGGUCAGUGUGAGGAACCAGAAUGAGAAUCAACAGCUUCAGAAGUUCAUCACUGAUCAUCACAUAUCUGGUGAUGUCUGGAUCGGUCUGUUCAGAGACUCAUGGCAGUGGUCAGAUCAGAGUAACUCCUCAUUCAGAUACUGGAAUGCUAGUCAACCUAAUAAUGUUGGAGAAAAUCAAAACUGUGCAGAGAUUUAUCCGAACACUCAGGGACAAUGGAAUGACUACUUUUGCAACUACCAGUUUCCUUUUGUGUGUCAUGAAGAUAAACUGAUUCUGAUCAAAGAGAAGCUGACGUGGUCUGAAGCUCUGAGAUACUGCAGACAGAAUAAUGUGGAUCUGGUCUCGGUUCAUUCAGAGGAGAUUCAGCGUCGUGUGAUGAAUGUGAUUAAACAGGCGUCUACUGAGGCGGUGUGGUUGGGUUUACACAACUACUGCCUUAUGAACAUGUGGCUCUGGUUGAGCGGAGAGAUCGUGUGCUAUCAGAACUGGGCUCCAGGGAACGGAGUAGAACCGGAAAACUGCAACCUCGAGAAGAGAAAAGGAGCAGUUCAGUCUGGAGGAGAUCAGCGCUGGAUCAGCCUUCCUGAAUCUCACAAACUCAACUUCAUCUGCAGCAGAUAUUAAAGGAUUAGUUCACUUUCAAAUACAAUUUUCCUGAUAAUUUACUCACCCCCAUGUCAUCCAAGAUGUGCAUGUCUUUCUUUCUUCAGUCGAAAAAAAAUGUAAAUGUAUAUGCUUUAU